This is a messenger RNA of Lonchura striata (white-rumped munia), 3327 nucleotides long. The record is from RefSeq and is a predicted model, not a curated record. NCBI's taxonomy places the organism in Eukaryota, Metazoa, Chordata, Aves, Passeriformes, Estrildidae.
AUGAAGGAACUGGUAUUGGUGCUGGCCGUUUGGCCUUUGUUUUCCUCACUGCAGCUGCUGAAGAAAGUGGCUUCAAAUCGGUGUAGCAACAACAGUUAUGUGAUCAAUGUGAUGCUCAUGAAUUACUCGGAUUUCCCAUUAAGUACUGAUAGUUUGAAGUUAGCUGUGAAACAAGCCUUGGACAGGGUACAAAAGGAAUUCCAGAUGACAGGUAAGCCAAUGGGUUGGUUACCUGCAAUUCAUUAUGCUGUUUGCUUUUACUUUUGUGUUACAGGAGAAAAUGUUACAGUGGAUGCCAUCUUCCACCCCUUUACUUCAUCAUUCUAUGUCUCACAAGCCUGCCGUACUAGCACCUGUGAAGGUGUGGAGCUCAUCAAAACCAUUUAUGAUUCUGGCACACUUGGCUGUGCUGUCAUAGGACCAGCUUGCACUUAUGCCACCUACCAAAUGGUCUCACUUGAAACAAUACUGAGCCUGCCUCUGAUCUCUGUAGGGAGUUUUGGUCUGUCCUGUGACUACAAAGAAAACCUAACCCGCCUUCUGACCCCAGCCAGGAAACUGAACCAAUUCUUCUAUCAUUUUUGGAGACAUUCUGGGCUGCCAUUCAAAACCACGACCUGGGAAUCUGUCUACAUUUACAAGAGAACUGAAACCUCAGAGGCCUGCCUCUGGUACAUGAAUGCUUUAGAUGCUGGAAUCACAGAGUUCUCUGAAAAACUCAAGUUCAAGGAUAUUUUAAGAACUCCAGAGCUGCUUAAAAAAACUGUGAAAAAUCCAAACCGGAAAAGCAAUGUGAUCAUCAUGUGUGGCUCUCCAGAGGACAUCGGCUCAGACCUAGGGACGGAGAAGGUGGAUAAUGACAUCGUUAUCAUCUUGAUAGAUCUCUUCAAUAACGUGUACUUCAAGAAGAACAUCUCAGCUGAUUACAUGCACAAUGUGCUUGUCCUGACUCUGCCACCAGCUAAUUACAGCUAUAAUACUAGUUUCUCCCAGGAUUUGUCUUUGAUGGAAGAUGACUUUCUUGCUGGCUAUUUUAAUGCAGUGUUGCUGUUUGGCUAUAGUGUCAAGAAAUUUGUUGUCUCACAGAGCCCAAUGUCACCUUUCAAUUUAAUCCAUGAAUUCCGAAAUACCACUUUUGAAGGUGUAGUGGGUCCUGUGACUCUAGAUGAAUUUGGAGACAUUGAUACCAAUCUGACUGUGCUGUAUACAUCACAGACUGCAAAUUAUUUCAAACCUCUUCUGUAUUUCAACACUCAAAGCAAUGACACAUGCAAGGCGACUAACAGUCCGGAUUUUAUUUGGAAGAACCACAAGCUGCCCAGUGAUACUCCAGGCACUGGCCCACACAUCUUGACUAUUGCUGUCUUUACACUGACGGGAAUUGUGAUUCUAGUUCUGAUCAUCUCUUUGCUGAUUCUAAGGAAGUACAGGAGAGAUAAUGAGCGCCGGUGGAAAAAAUGGUCCCAUAUACCACCUGAGGAAAUCUUGCCUCUAGAGACCAAUGAGACAAGUCAAAUUAGUUUGAAGAUUGAUGAAGAUAAGAGACGUGACACCACCCAGAGACUGCGCCAGGGCAAGUAUGACAAGAAGGUGGUGAUCCUAAAGGAUCUCAAAAACAGUGAUGGUAAUUUCUCAGAGAAGCAAAAAAUAGAACUGAACAAGCUCCUACAGAUUGAUUAUUACAACCUGACCAAGUUCUAUGGCACUGUGAAGAUAGACACCAUGAUCUUUGGCGUGAUUGAAUACUGCGAAAGAGGUUCUCUGCGGGAUGUUUUAAAUGAUAAAAUAUCCUACCCUGAUGGCACAUUCAUGGACUGGGAAUUUAAAAUCUCCGUCAUGUAUGAUAUUGCCAAGGGGAUGUCUUACCUGCACUCAAGCAAAACUGAAGUCCAUGGUCGACUCAAAUCCACAAACUGUGUAGUAGACAAUCGCAUGGUUGUGAAGAUCACUGAUUUUGGCUGUAAUUCAAUUCUGCCUCCAAGGAAAGACCUGUGGACAGCUCCUGAGCAUCUCCGGCAUGCUGAUGUAUCUCAGAAGGGUGAUGUAUAUGGCUAUGGGAUCAUUGCCCAAGAAAUCAUCCUACGCAGAGAAACGUUCUACACCAAACACUGCUGGGACAACAGAGAGAAACUCUACCGAGUGGAGAGAGGCAAAGGAGUAAAGCCUUUCCGACCAGACCUGACCUUGGAAAUAGUGGGAGAAAAACAGAUGGAAGUAUAUACACUAGUGAAAAGCUGCUGGGAGGAAGAUCCAGAGAAAAGGCCUGACUUUAAGAAAAUUGAGAGUACUCUGGCUAAAAUAUUCAGUAAUUUCCAUGGCCAGACCAAUGAAAGCUACAUGGAUACCCUGAUCCGGCGUUUACAGCUGUACUCACGGAACUUGGAACACCUGGUGGAGGAAAGGACAGAGCUGUACAAAGCAGAGAGAGACAGAGCAGAUAGGCUUAAUUUCAUGUUACUUCCAAGGCCAGUAGUAAAGUCUUUGAAGGAGACUGGCCUGGUAGAGCCAGAGUUGUUUGAAGAAGUCACUAUCUACUUCAGUGACAUUGUUGGCUUCACCACGCUCUGCAAAUACAGCACCCCUAUGGAGGUGGUAGAUAUGCUCAACGAUAUCUACAAGAACUUUGACCACAUUCUUGACCAUCAUGAUGUUUACAAGGUGGAGACCAUUGGUGAUGCUUACAUGGUGGUGAGUGGUUUACCAAAGAGGAAUGGCAACCGGCAUGCAGUGGACAUCUCCAUGAUGGCUCUGGACAUCCUCAGCUUCAUGGGAUCUUUUGAACUGAGACAUCUGCCAGGGCUGCCUGUUUGGAUUCGCAUUGGAAUUCACUCUGGUCCAUGUGCAGCUGGUGUGGUUGGAAUAAAAAUGCCUCGUUACUGUUUGUUUGGAGAUACAGUAAACACAGCUUCGCGGAUGGAAUCCACAGGCUUGCCUUUAAGGAUUCAUGUAAGUGGUUCCACAAUUAACAUCCUGAAAAGAACAGACUGCCAAUUCCAUUAUGAAGAGAGAGGAGAAACGUACUUGAAGGGCAGAGGAACAGAAAUUACCUACUGGUUGACGGGUACUGAGGACAAGAAAUACAAUCUCCCAACACCUCCUUCUGUGGAGAAUCAGCAGCGGUUACAUGAUGACUUAGCAGAGAUGAUAACCAAUAGUCUUCAGAAAAGGGAAAAUGAAGGAUCCAAGGCACAGGAGCUUUCGCGGGUAGGUAGCCAGCGAUCAGGUACCCUGGAAUACCUGCAACUGGUCAGCACAGAGAAUUUUACCACAUAUGUUUAAAACUGGAUGUCUAGUAUGACUCAAAAAGCUGCAACAGCUCUCUGGACA